Messenger RNA from Carica papaya (papaya), 2877 nucleotides. Its product is annotated as auxin response factor 16-like. Gene Ontology annotation, molecular function: DNA binding. Gene Ontology annotation, cellular component: nucleus. The record is from RefSeq and is a predicted model, not a curated record. Lineage: Eukaryota; Viridiplantae; Streptophyta; Magnoliopsida; Brassicales; Caricaceae. Gene Ontology annotation, biological process: response to hormone; regulation of DNA-templated transcription.
CCCAUCAACAAAUCUUCUUCUUUCUCUCUGUCUGUCUCUUUUACUCGUUUUACUUCUCACAGUCUCUGGUCGGCAACAGGAAGCUUCACGCGUAUCUCCACUCUCUCUCUCUCUCUCUCGUUAUAAGCUUCUCACUCUUCAUAACCCAACUUUCUGAACAGUAAACCCACUUUUCUUAUCUUCUCUUUUUCUCUCUCAAAUUUCCCGAGAAAAUUUCACUCCUGGUACUCUUGUUUCUGGGUCUUCUUUUGUUUCUAUGGUCCUUCAAUCCGAGGGGAGGUGAUCGAAAAAGUUUCUCUGUCGUUUUUGGUUAAUUUCUUGUAGUUUUUGAGAGGUGUAUCUGAAUUGCAAACUUCGAUUCCGUACAUUUACUUGGAUUUCUUGCUCUGUUUUCUUGGUGGGAGGAUUUGAAGUCAGAGAUUUGUUGUUUUCUGAUGGGGUUUGUUUUGCUUGCGUAAAUUCUGUUCCAGAUAAAGAGAAAAAUACCAAAGCAAGAACGGAGGUUUUUAUGCCAAAAACUAAACAAUGAUAACCAUAAUGGAUUCCAUUAAAGACCCAAUGAGGAAAAACUCAGAGAACUUGUUAGAUCCUCAACUAUGGCAUGCCUGUGCUGGUAGCAUGGUCCAAAUUCCACCAUUGAACUCCAAGGUAUUUUAUUUUCCUCAGGGUCACUCUGAAAACGCCCAUGGGAUUGUGGAUUUGAGGCAUGUCCGAAUUCCACCCUUAAUCCUAUGCCGUGUAUCAGCCAUUAAGUACAUGGCUGAUACUGAGACUGAUGAGGUUUAUGCGAAAAUCAGAUUGGUGCCUCUCAGAGAAACUGGUUUUGGCUAUAUUGGUGAUGAUCACGAUGUGUUUGAUGGAAGUACUGGGGUUGAUAGUUCUGAUAAACCUGUCUCAUUUGCCAAGACUUUAACUCAAUCUGAUGCUAACAAUGGUGGGGGAUUCUCUGUCCCGCGCUACUGUGCGGAGACUAUAUUCCCUAGGUUGGAUUACAACGCUGAACCUCCUGUCCAGACCAUUCUCGCCAAGGAUGUCCAUGGCGAGGUUUGGAAAUUUAGGCAUAUUUAUAGAGGGACUCCUCGUCGUCACCUGUUGACGACAGGAUGGAGUAAUUUUGUGAACCAGAAGAAGCUUGUGGCUGGGGAUUCGAUAGUGUUUUUCAGGGCAGAGAAUGGGGAUCUUCGUGUGGGAAUUCGAAGGGCUAAGAGAGGGACUGGUAACGGACUUGAAUACUCAUCUGGGUGGAAUCCGGUUGGUGGAAAUUGUAGCUCUUCAUCCGGGGGAUAUUCUGGUUUUUCUAGAGAAGAUGAGAGUAAGUUGAUGAGGAGAAAUUGUUCUGAUGGAGAUUUGAGGGGAAGGGUAAGGGCAGAAUCCGUUGUUGAGGCUGCAACUCUUGCUGCCAAGGGACAGCCUUUUGAGGUUGUUUACUAUCCGAGAGCAAGCACUCCGGAGUUCUGUGUGAAGGCCUCAGCUGUGAGGGCUGCUAUGCAGAUCCAAUGGUGUCCUGGAAUGAAGUUCAAAAUGGCAUUUGAGACUGAGGACUCUUCGCGGAUAAGUUGGUUCAUGGGGGCUGUGGCUUCUGUUCAGGUUGUUGACCCUAUUAACUGGCCUAAUUCUCCAUGGCGGCUUCUUGAGGUGACAUGGGACGAGCCGGACUUACUCCAGAAUGUUAAGCGUGUUAGUCCGUGGUUGGUUGAAUUGGUGACCAACAUACCAACACUCCAUCUGUCCCCCUUCUCGCCACCAAGGAAAAAGAUGCGGGUUCCACAACACCCGGAUUUCUCUCUACUGACCCAAGUCCCAGUGCCAUCAUUUUCGAGCAACACCCUCAGGUCCAGCAGCCCCUUGAGUUGUAUUUCAGACAUGAUACCUGCAGGCAUACAGGGAGCCAGGCAUGCUCAAUAUGGAUCAUCUUUUUCAGAUCUCUACUUCAACAAUCUGCAGCCGGGGUUGUUUCCAGUUGAUUUCCAGCAGCAGCAGCAGCAGCAGCAGCAGCAGCAGCUUGAUCAUGCUGCCCCACCUUCCAGAAGCAUCAAUGGCAAUUCUGUAAGAACCAGCAAAAUCAAUGAGAGUUUAUCUUGCUCGCUGACAAUAGGAAAUCCCACCAGUAGUUUGAAGGAGAACAGUGAAGUAAAGACACCGCACUUCUUUUUGUUUGGUAAACUUAUUCUAACUCAACCACAAAAUUGUGAAAGCUCUUCUGGGGAUACAAUGGGAAAUGGUUCGUUGGAUGGGAAUCUAGAGAAAACUACAAUUUCUUCUGAUGGCUCUGGUUCUGCAACAAAUCAGAUAGGUACACAGGAAAAUUCUUCGGAUGAAGGAUCUCCUUGGUGCAAAGAUGAUCAAAAAACUGAUGUUGGAUUCGAGGCAGAUCACUGCAAAGUAUUCAUGAAAUCUGAUGAUGUUGGUCGAAAUCUUGACUUGUCAGUCCUUAGUUCAUACCAAGAGCUGUAUGGAAAGCUUGCAAACAUGUAUGGCAUGGAAAAUUCGGAGAUGGUGGGCGCAGUGCUGUACCGAGAUGCGGCAGGUUGUCUUAGACAAACUGGCAAUGAACCCUUUAGCGUGUUCCUGAAGACAGCGAGAAAGCUAAUGAUUGUUCCGGAUUCAAGCAGUGACAAUGUAGGAAGGUAGAGAGAGAUGUAGGAGCAGUUCCGCCAUGAAAUUGUAAAUGCACCAAACUUGAUUCAGAUUUUUUCUUUUUUCUUUUCGACAUCAUAACUUUGCAGUUUGUUUCUUUUUGGGUGUUGUGGGAGAAGGAUAUUAUCUAUAUCAUCCAAUUUUUGGGCAUUUUAGCUUAGCUUGAAUUUUUAUUUCUUAAGACAAUAUUGUCUGUUCACGACAUAUUCUGUUAAUUGUAUCAAAAUCUCCUUGUGGGAA